Messenger RNA from Klebsormidium nitens, 1410 nucleotides. The record is from the annotation of a GenBank genome assembly. Lineage: Eukaryota; Viridiplantae; Streptophyta; Klebsormidiophyceae; Klebsormidiales; Klebsormidiaceae.
UAACAUUAUUCUGCGGCUUCCUCGGAGUUGAAUGCACCAGCGCCUUGAAGUUGAAGAAGGUAUUGUGCAGUGCAGCAGGCUGUUCAGCAUAAUGUGAGCCCAUUCGCAGAAGAUGGCGCCAACAGACGUGCCUGCGUUCUCGGGUCCACUCUCCACCGUAGUCCCUGUUGUCAACCAUUGGUCGGACGCUUCGAUGCUUACUCCGCACGAGCCCAUUCGAGAAGAUUUGGUCCGUAUGGAGCGUCUGCUGCAGGCGCCCUUCUUUGAUGGGACGCAGCCCUGGAAGGUCGCAGCGUUCUUCAAAUGGUACAAUGAAUGGUUCUCUUUCACCGUUAACCACCACCACAACAUUGAGGAGACCAUCUUCUUCCCCGCUGUGAAGGCCCGCUGCGGCGAGAUCCCUGCUCGCAUGUCCACCGAGCACGAGGGGCUAAUUCAAAUGCUGCAAGAUAUCAGUUCCAUGGAGGUGCGUUUCAAGCCGCUCACGGAGGGAUCCCCCGAGCUGCCGCUGAGUGAGAGGCGAGUUUUGGCAGAGGAGCUCAGGCAAAAGGUCGCCCACAUGGCGGCGGAACUGAGGGAGCACCUCGACGAGGAGGAGCGCUUCUUUACCCCCGUGGUCAAGGAACAUUUUACCAAGGAGGAGCAUCAGCAGUUAGUCGCUCAGGUCAUCAAGGCCCACGGCCUGAGCGGGAAUGUCAAGAUGUGCCCCUGGGUCGUUCACUCCAUGUACAAGUGGGCGGGCAAAGACUACGUCGAAAAGGAGUUCCGGCCGGGCAUGCCGGCGCCCGUCAGAUUCCUCCUCGACUACUUCUGGUAUCCGGCGUAUGUCAAGCACGGAGUGCACGACCUGGACGUGUUGAAGCUCGAAGCCGACCCCAAGACGAGCGCUGGAAAGGUUUUCUGGAGUUUCGGGGGAUGAUCUUUUCUGAGUUGGUGCGUUUGGUGGAACAUUGUGCUCGGGGUGCUCCGAACUGGGUGGUGGGAUUCUAGGAUUUUGAGGAUUAUGUGUUGUGGCUAUGUUACGUGUCUCAGUGUGACAUUAUGCAGUAGGACACAGCGUUAUUUAUUUGACAGAUGUAUAUGAAGCUUAUGGCAGGCGGCCUGCGUUUGGAUAGGUUGUUCAUUCUUUCUGGAGCCUUGACCCUCCUUGUGGGAAGAAAUAUUGGUUUGAGAGAUUAGUAGAUGUAGGUGGUUAGACUUUAGACUUGCGGGCUUGUUUGAAACCAGUAGAAAGGCUUAGCGAUCUAGACUUGAGUGGCUAAGGGGCCGUCAAAGGUAUAAGUGAAUAGAGCAGAUUUGAGACAUAUGUGCGUAUACUGUGUAUGGUUGACAGUGUCAAGAUUGACACUGAGUCUUUCCUUCUUUGCAACCUUGAUUGUGUAUAUAUUCUGUCGUUCGCAUGAUGAUGCC